UACAACUCCUAAAUUCGGAAAAGCAGGUCGAACGACAAUCCCCCAUAACGCGCAGCAGAGUGAGAGGGCGGGACUCUUGACGGCGCUGCUGAUUAAGAGCGGUGCAGAGAGAUGGACCUCAAGUCGGCGGAUGAUCCGAGCCUCACGGACGAAGGGAGAUGGUUUCCGGGUUCCCCUCUCCCAGCGGCCCCAGUGCAGAUAAUCGACGUACCGCAGCGCGCGCAGACGAUGCUGGACGACGGGAUGCAAGUCAGGAGCAGCGCCGCUCCCAGCGAGAACGGGGUGGGUCCUCCCGCGUCCUUGGCUAUGUUUGGGACCGCGGGGGGCAUCUCAAACGUGUCUGUCCCACGCGAUGGAUCUGUCAGCGGGGAUCGUGGCGUGCGGGUGGCGCAGGAGCCCGACAUUUACGACGUCAUCGAAGCCGACAACACGGCGAUGGAACGGGUCACCAGGUCGAAAGCCCGCGACAUCGCCAACUCGACACCGACCCACUCGAGCAACCACAGCAUUAUCGGAAGGGGGAUCCUCAAGAGGGGCAAGAGCAGCAGACGUCCCGGGAGCGAUUCCGUCCGCGCAGGAUUCAGCGACGUCAAAUCCGUUUCAAGGUUUGACCCUGACGAGCCGCCACGGAGCUACCUACAGAGCAGGGAAGAGAGCAUGCUCGGAGAGGGAUCAGUGGCGGCGUCUCCAGGCACCAUGCUGGGCAGACAUCUCGGACGCCUGAACUUCCCCAGCCACCACCAGAAGGGAAGCAGCCCCAGUAGGCAGUCAGAGGUCUCGGCGAUUCAGACCCCCGGUGAUCCCCAACCGGGCCCCUGGCAGCGUGCCCCCUCCAGUGUGGGCAGCCGCUUCUCUGUCCGGCGUUUCAUGACGGGUUCGAGGAUGGGGUCCUUCAAGAGGGCCUCGGGCAUGGACGAUGAUGAUCAAGACUCGAACCUGUUCUUCGACCGGGUCUACUGCGCCAACCCGCAGGAAAAGAGGCUCUUCCCGUCGGCCCACCUGGUCCGGGUUCUCGCCGUCGCUAACGCUGGCCUGGGCGUUCUUUACCUGCACUGGCGGUACACGAGCACCUUCCCGCCCACGAUCGACCGUUGGGAUUACAUGUCUUGGAAGCUGUACUGGUGGUGGCUGUUCUUCUCGGCAGAGUUUUUCCUGGCCAUCGCCGUGUGGGUCGGCCUGGCUCAACGUCUAUUCCCCGUGCAGCGGAUCAAGGUCACCAUGGACGACAUCACGUCCGUCGACGAUCAAGUCGGCUACAACGCACGUGUGUGCAUCCUCCUCCCCACGGCUGGAGAGAACCUAGAGGUCGUGUUCAAGGCGCUCGUAGGAGCCCUCUCCCAGCGUCUUUGGGACUCUGGCCUGCCCGGCAGCCAGACUCUUCGCGUUAUCGUCCUCGACGAGAAGCGUCGCCUCGAGGUCUACCGCGUGGCCGCCGGCGUACACAGGAUAGGAGAGCUGCUGGCUGGAAGGCGAAUCCAGCAGAUUCUCAUGGCUGAGGGCGUGACGGAGCUAACGCCGAAGGGGUUCAUCGACUGGUGCCGUAACGGGAGCGGUUAUGAGCGCAAGCACUUGUACGACGACAAGAAGCUCAACGAAGCCGUGCAGGUGCUGCGUCUCCUCGACGCCAUGUGUCUAGCCAACGGGCUGACGGACGCCUUCGCCCUUGAGGCAAGGCCUUCCUCCGCAACGUACAACCCCGUCACGGCGGCCGCCUGGAACGCGGCCGCGCAGGCGCAGAAGUCCAACAAGCCGAGCGUAGAGGCGGUGGCCCAGACAAGCGAUGCGGCACGGUCGGAAGCGGAGGCGAAGAUGUUGGGCGCCUCGGCGAUGAAUAUCACGCCAGGGUUCUUCGAGAUCUACGGCACGCACCUUGACCCUGACAACAUGGAGACCAGCAAAGAGGUGCAGAAGGGGCUACCCACGCUCAUCUAUUUCUCGAGGAAGAACGCCGGUACCCCCAAGAUCAGUCCCAAGGCUGGAAACAUGAACGCUGCCAUCUUCCCCGUGGAUGACCCCACCAUGACCCCUCUCACCGGAGACUCUACGAUCGUGGUCGUCAAUGAUGCGCGGCACCAGCUGGAGGGCAACUUCCUCCAACGGACAGUGCCGUACUUCUUCGAGCUCACUGGCGGACAUGCCACUGUGGCCUCGGGCGGACGCUACCGAUGGGCCAAGGUGGCGUUCGUGCAGACACCCCAGCGUUUCCGCAUGGAGCUCAGCAACGACCCCCUCGGCAACCACGCCAUCUCUCAGUACGACGUGAUCAACCACGGGAAGGACGGCAUCGGCGCCGUUUCUUCGAGUGGACAGGGCAGUCUGUGGCGCGUGGAGGCGCUCAAGGGCCAGCGUCCUGAUGGCAAGAUCGUAGACGAUCCGACGGAGCUAGACCUGGUGGGGAAGAAGUUAGGGUUCCGCUCGGAGAUGCUUAUCGAGGACACGCACACCUCCAUCGAGCUGUUCCGACAGGGGUGGCGCAGCGUGUACGUGAACGAGCCGGGAGAGGUGUUGGCCUGGUGCACCCACCAACCGUCCAGCCUGACAUGGCGUAUCAAGCAGGUCCUGCGGUGGCACCAGGGCGCCGUGCAGCUGCUGCUCUUCAAGGGCAUCCGGUACACGAGCUUCGGCGGGUACUUUCCCACCAUGUGGCAUCGCCUCUACGCCUUCGACCAGGCCACGUACUACCUCCAGGCUAUCCCCGGAUACGUGCUGCUGAUCAUGCCUAUCGUGUACGGAGUGUCGGGCACCCCCCCCUUCGUUACCAGCUUGAAGGAUUACUUCCAGUACUUCACGCCCUUCAUCGUGACGGCCCUGCUUCCCACGGCCAUCUCGAGCCAGUGGCGCAAGAUCGACUCUCACCGCCUGACGCGUGACGAGCAGACUUGGCUCUCUACCACCUACGUGCAGAUCUACGCCUUCCUUCAGGUUGUUUGGACCGGCUUGACCCGCAAGAGCCCUGAGAACGCCUGGGUAGCCAAGGUGCCUACCUGGCCUCUCACCUUCGUCUUCCUGGGGCAGGUGUUUGCGGUCGCGGGUGGCGUUUACUGGGUGGUACAGAAGGGGUUCGUGCUUUGGUACGCCAACUUCUUCAGUAUCAUCGUCGUCGCCGGGCUAGCGAUGCACGCGCUGUGGCCCAUGGUGUCUCUCAGCCUGGGGUGGAGCAUCCCCUCCUUCUACUACAUCAAGCUCUUCUUGUGGGUCUUCCUUGGCUUCUCGGCUGUGGUGCUGGCGAAUGUCUUCAGCGCAGAUUAACGGAAGGAAGGAAGGCGCUUCAUGCAGACGGGCGGCGCUUGGUGGCGCUGGUUUCUGUCCUAUGAGCGGACUUGGCGGGACAUUGCAGGCGUACGGUACAGGCUGACCGAGCUUGACGCGACGUACUCGUAUUUCGGCCCAGCAGCCUUGAAAUGCAUGUUUUUCGUUCGCGAUGCGGUGCUGGCAUGGUUACCCUGUUGUUGUCUUUGACUUUAGUCUUAGCUCGUCAGCAGUCCAGCUAGUCUCGUAGCAGCUAAACCACUAUGUAAAAGCCGUCAGACAUGCGUGCACUGCGACGCCUCUCUUUGGGGAAAAGAAUUUGGAGUCGAAUCGAGACCGCGAUCGAGUCGACUCGAGACCGCGAUCGAGUCGACUCGGGGAUUUGCUCUUGGUUGUGGAAGUAUUGUUGUCCGUGUUGGUUGGGAGUCGCACUUUGGUGGCGGAUGAGUUGGAGGAACCGAAGUGCGUAGAUUGAGCGCUUUGUCUGACAGCCUUGGGGCUUGAUGGCUCAAGUGUAUGCGUAUGCAUUGUAGUAUGUUGCUUGUUCCGUUGCAGGCACUUUUUUUGUCUUGUCAUAACUCAAGUCUUACCAGUGUCAUUCCUUGAGGUCGUGUAUUUCAAUUCCUUGUCCCCUUGUUUCGUAUUCGUGGUCUUUUUGCAUAAAUUAAUGUCUUUUUAUGAUGCUCGUCUCCAUCGAUUCAUUCGAGUCUUUUGCCAUACGCAGUAUUUGGUGGUGCCUGCCGUUUGCAGUAGGUGGUGCCGUAAGGAUGUGAGAAUGAUGCGUUCUGUAUGCAUGUCUUGAAAGCAGUAUCUCUCUCUCUCUCUCUCGCUCGCUCGCUCGCUCCGCCCUCCUUUUUUUUGUAUCUGUUGGAAUUAUAGUAGGGCGUCGUGUCAUUGCCGAAGAGAUGCGUAAAAAAAAAAAUGAUGUCUAAUGCGUGAAAAUCGCACCUCCCGGUUGCGCGGGGGUGCCAUUCUGAUGGAAGCCUGAGUGGUUCCAUCAUAGGGGAAUUGCCGAAUGUUACGGACGGGCGACGGGGGUCAAUCGUCGUUGCGUUGUCGCCAAGACGUGGGAGUUGUUGUAAGCAGGUGAUGCCUCACGAUGUUGCGGCUGCAUGACUGUAUUAGAACCUCCCGCGAUGAUGGCGAUUUUAUGAAAAGAAACACAUAUGCUUUUCUUGCCUUGUCCAUUUAAAGUUGUGGUAGGCAUUGUUAAGAUACAAUACUCGGUAGCAUCACAAGCGGCGGCAGCAGCAGCAUGCUCGCUAUUUCAAGGUGGCGUUUUCGUAAGCUGGAACCCCGGGGCAUGCGAAAACGCAAGCCCGUGUUGAAAGCGUGCUACACGUGGCGUAACAUGUCGGUUGUUGUAGAGAUGGGUGUCAUGUCAUGGUCUUGGUGGUGUUGCACAGCGGACAGGACAGGAAACAAGCGUAUUCAACACGAGAGAGGACUCAUCUUCGCUCGGGUACCCGUAUUACGUAUAGUACACGUGGAGUCGCUUUCACAGCAUUGGGUGUUGGUGGUGGUACGAGAACACAGUACAGAGCGGAGUGCCAUGCUGUGUGCAAGCGAGAUGGUGUACGAGCAAGGGUGAGGAUAUGUGUCCGACGGAUGUUGAGGUUAAGAUGAAGAUGGCUGGUGGCUUGUCGAUAUUUUUUGUGGACUAGCUGUGAUGGGAUAAUAUACUCGCAAUAUAAAGCUUGUUUGGGUGCUUGGCGGGCGUUAGGGGUUGUGGGCGCGCUGUAAUAUAAACAAAACCGAAAUAUACCUCGCUUCCGGUGUUUCUGUGCAUGUGCCUC
Ectocarpus sp. CCAP 1310/34 is the source of this 5045-nucleotide messenger RNA. NCBI's taxonomy places the organism in Eukaryota, Phaeophyceae, Ectocarpales, Ectocarpaceae. The record is from the annotation of a GenBank genome assembly.